Camelina sativa (false flax) is the source of this 1917-nucleotide messenger RNA. RefSeq names its product E3 ubiquitin-protein ligase DA2. Gene Ontology annotation, cellular component: cytoplasm. The record is from RefSeq and is a predicted model, not a curated record. NCBI's taxonomy places the organism in Eukaryota, Viridiplantae, Streptophyta, Magnoliopsida, Brassicales, Brassicaceae.
ACAUAUUUCAGAUUACAGAACUCGUUCUAAUCUCUCUCUCUAUGUUUUCUUUUCUUCUAUGAUUUUUAUAUAAUAACGAAAGAGACACACACAUAACACAAACACUGUAUUAUCUUUGUUGCUUCUCUCUUCUUCUUUCUUUCUUUCUUCUAUCUCUCUCUCUACAGAGUUAAAGUUUCUGAUCGUGUCUCUUAUCGUGUACCCAAAAACCCCUUUGUUUGAUCUCUCUCCUUCCUUUUCUUUCUUGUUUUCUUCUGCCCCUCCAAGAUUUUGUUUCCUCGCCCCCAAGUUUUCAGGUUAUGGUGAAGGUUGUUUCCAGUUUAAAGCUUGUACCUUUAGGAUAGAGAGUAGGCUUGUUUGUUUGUUUGUUUCUCCAGUGGGUGUAACUGUAGAAAAGGAAUUGACUUUAGUUGUUAAUUGUGAGAUUAUUAGAGUAACAUAAUCUCUCUGCUCUUGUAAAGGUGGUAGGAUAGGGUUUUAGUAGAAGAAAGGGUUUUAAAAAAAAAAGAUUGAAACUUUUGUGUGAUAUGGGUAAUAAGUUGGGAAGGAAGAGGCAAGUGGUGGAAGAAAGGUAUACGAAACCACAAGGUUUGUAUGUUAAUAAAGAUGUCGACAUUAAAAAGCUCAGAAAACUGAUUGUAGAAUCUAAGCUUGCUCCUUGCUAUCCUGGAGACGAUGAGAGCUGUCAUGAUCUUGAAGAAUGUCCUAUUUGUUUUCUGUAUUAUCCUAGCCUCAAUAGAUCAAGAUGUUGCAUGAAAAGCAUUUGUACAGAGUGUUUUUUACAAAUGAAGAAUCCUAAUUCAGCUCGGCCUACUCAGUGCCCAUUUUGUAAAACACCCAAUUAUGCUGUCGAGUACCGUGGAGUAAAGACAAAGGAAGAAAAGGGCAUUGAACAAGUUGAAGAGCAACGGGUAAUAGAAGCCAAAAUAAGGAUGAGGCAGAAGGAAAUGCAGGAUGAUGAAGAGAAAAUGCAGAAACGUCUUGAAUCAUGUUCCUCUAGCACAAGCGCAAUGACUGGCGAGAUGGAAUAUGGUUCAGCUUCAGCUGUAUCUUAUAAUUCCCUCAUGGAUGAUGGGGAAAUCGUUCCAUCGCAGAACUCAUCAGUAGUUAGACAGCAUUCUCGCCCUCGGGGAAACAGGGAUGACGAGGUUGACGUUGACCUUGAAGAGUUAAUGGUAAUGGAAGUAAUAUGGCUCUCCAUUCAGGAAACAGGGGCGCAGCAAAAUUCAGCUUCAGGGGAAAUGACUUCUUCUGGGCACUAUGAAACAGAAGAUCAUAGUUAUGUUUCUUCACUACCACGAAUGGCUUCAACUGUAGAACCAGCAAUGCCGUCUUCAUUAUCAUCUGGUGGGCUUACUUGUGCAAUCUCCGCACUCGCUGAACGCCAAAUGGUUGGAGAAACCUCCAAUCAAAUUCACAAUGUCAACGUUUCUUCAUACAGUAUGGUUCCUGGAAAUUGUGACAGUUACUAUGACAUAGAACAAGAGGUAGAUGACACUGACAACCAUCACCACCAUCAACAACAACAACAUUACCAUAACAACACCGAGAUGGGAGAAACAGGAAGCAGCAACAACUAUGUAAAUUCUUACAUGACCGGCGAGAGCUUCCACAACUUUCCUACUCCUCCUCCUCUUGUCAUUGUUCCAGAGAGUUUUGAUGAGCAGAUGAUGAUGGCUAUGGCUGUGUCUUUAGCAGAGGUUCAUGCCACGACCACAAGUGCACCAACUGAAGUUACUUGGCAAUAAAAUAGGGUAAUAAUGGAAACUUCAUGGGUUCUGGAUCUGAUGAUUACCUUCAUUCAUAUAAAUGUCUUGUUCCUAUAGGAAGAAAAGAAAAGAAAAGAAAAGUAAAAACAGAUGAGAUAAUUUCCAGUUUUAAUAGAAAAGGUUGGGUUGUGUUCAAUCCUGUUCUUUA